AUGGUCAAUGAUAUCAAGGCAGCGAAUCUCUUCAAUGACUUGUCUAAAUUUGCUGAUGAUAUUGCAAUAAUUGUACCAGUUUAUGAUUACGAAGAUUCAGCUGGGGAUGAAGUAGAAAACAUGAAACUAUGGUCAAACGAGAAUAGAGUGACUUUAAACAUGGAGAAAACCUAUGAAAUGAUAGUUUGCGGAAAGGUGUCUACUCCCCUUCCGGGUCACAUUCCAUCCAUAAAACGGAAAGAAUGGCUCAAAUUAUUGGGUGUCACGAUGGAAGAUAUAACUGGAAAAUGGGAUAAACAUUUUGAUCAUGAGAAGAUGAUGAAAAAAGCUAGUAGAAGAAUGUACAUUCUAAGAGUUUGUAAACAUUACGGACUCUCUACGCAUCAAUUGGAUCUUCUCUUCAAUAGUCUUAAUAGUUUCUCUUUUUUUUCUUUCUCUUUUUUCUUUUUUUUUCCCUUUGCAGCCGAAGUUUGUGAUGGAGCAUCGUACAACGAAUACGUGACUCAGAUUGAUAAGUUUGGCAAUCGUGCCGCCUAUUGA
This is a messenger RNA of Paramuricea clavata, 540 nucleotides long. The record is from the annotation of a GenBank genome assembly. NCBI's taxonomy places the organism in Eukaryota, Metazoa, Cnidaria, Anthozoa, Malacalcyonacea, Plexauridae.